GAGAGAGAGAGAGAAAGAGAGAGGGAGCAAACAAACCAACGACAUUUUCUCUCUAGCUUUGAGUGGAAGAGAAGAUGCUCUCGUGAUCUUCACUCUCGUAGCCUAUGCGUUCUCUUCUUGCGAAGGUGACUUUGCCUCUGCGCGCAAACUUCCCGACUUCCGUCAGCAUCCAUCCUUCUAAACUAUGGAUAUGCAUUACACUAACGAAACGGACCGGAGAAGCUAAGCCUGCAACUAGUUGUUCGUGUCGAAAACACUGUAAAAUAGACUGAUAAAUACCGAAACUGAUCAUAUCGAAACUUUUUGUGAUUUUUUUUGUGUGUGCGCUCCCUGCCUGCUGUUGCUGCUGUGUGUAUGUUAACCCAAGGAGGCUCGUAGUGUCAGGGUGGUCCGCAACGGAAGGUGUGCUGCGAUGAAGGUACUCGGUUGGACCAUUGUGAUCCUCUCCCAGUGGAUUUUACGAAAGGUGCAGGGACUGGAGAAGCAGGUGGCCAAGGGCUACCCUGGACUAGACCUGGGUCCAGCAGGCUCAGUGAUGAAGACCCUACCUUAUGGCAUGGGAGAGGGAGCCGUCGCCACCGGCGGAGGGGCCACAGGGGGAGUCAAACCCCCAUACCAAACCACCUCCCGCAUCUUCUCCACCGGCAUGGACGGGGUCGGCAACCCGCCCAUGAAGCCUCCUCUGAAAACCCCCACCUACAGCUUCUUUAACCCCUACGACUGGGCUCGUAAUCAGUCGCUCCUACUCGACCAGACAGGCUACCGCAACAAACGCAAACCCUCACUUAAGACGGCCCAGAAGACCAAGAAGAUCUUCGGCUGGGGGGAUUUCUACUUCAACGUGAAGACCAUGAAGUUCAGCCUCUUGGUCACGGGGAAAAUCGUGGACCACAUCAACGGCACGUUCACCGUCUACUUCCGCCACAACUCGUCCAGUCUCGGUAACGUCUCUGUCAGUAUUGUCCCUCCCACCAAGGUGGUGGAGUUUGAGGUGUUGCAGCACCACCAACCAGGCCUCCACGCUCAGCUCCACCCAGAGCUCACCCAGAUCACCCAACAACAGACCCCGCACCAGUCCACCAUCGACCCCAAAGAGAUAAAGACCUUCAACUGCCGGGUGGAGUACGAGAAGACCAACCGUUCCAAGAAGCCCAAGCCCUGCCUCUACGACCCCUCCCAGACCUGCUUCUCAGAGCACACUCAGUCCCAUGCCGCCUGGCUCUGCGCCAAACCAUUUAAAGUCAUCUGCAUCUUCAUCUCCUUCUUCAGUAUCGAUUAUAAGCUCGUGCAGAAAGUGUGUCCAGACUACAACUUCCAGAGUGAUCAUCCUUACCUUGGAUAAGAGAGGAGGGAUGAGGAGAGGAGAGGGGAGGGGAGAAUCUUAAGCGCGUUUGAGGGGAUCAGUUUGAGAAAGGCUCCAGAUGCAGAAUCGCUAAUAUUGAUCAGAGAAUGUGUAGUUAUUUGGGAUGCAAGGUGAUUUGUAGAUCCGGUGAUCCGGUGAAGUCUGACUCCAAUGUAUUGUAGUCGAUCUCAAACACUCACAAUGACAGGACUGAUGACCACAGGGAUGGUAUUUUUCUGCUCUCUCUCCAACCUCCUGUUGGAUUGUGGAUAUUAUAAAUGAGAAGUACGGCUAGUCGGCGUCAUGGAUGAAAUACAUUAUAUGGCGGAUUUUUCAAAAAUGACCUAAAAACCCUUGUGUUAGUUAACUUUAAUUUCUAUGUAAAUAAUGUUUUAAAAAAUCUAUACAGCUCUGCUCUUUAGACAUUGGUUAUCAAUUUUAAAUAAUUUCUGUCUGUUCGAUUUAAACUUUCAAAACAAGCUAGGAAGUAUGGACGUUUGAUUAUGACGAUGUCAUAUUCUAUCUGAUGAUCUGAAUGUGUCAUGCUGUCCCUAUUAUACUAUCAUGCAGUCCAGAGUCUUGGAACCCGGAACCAAAUCGUGCGUGUGCAACAGUCUGCCGCAAGAGACUAGACCUUGUAUGGAUUUAUAGGUUCUAGAAGACUGUUAUGUUUUCAUUCAAACUUUUCAAAUCCUGGAUUCAAGAGAAUAUAUAGUCCUGGAGUUAUAUGUAUGAGAAACGAUAUGCUGGAUAUGCAUACAAUAUAUGAGCAAAGCACAUUAAAAUGAUCUGUUUCAAAGUCAUUGAAUAAUGGUCAACGUACUGGGAUUUAUUUUCACAUUAUAUUAUAUUUUACGUUCACUGAACACAUUUAUUAGGCAUUGUAUGAGUCAAGAGCAUUGUACGAGGCAUUAUCUAAAAAAUAAAGGAAUCUUAAAUUAAUCUUCA
Molecule: messenger RNA, 2290 nt
Organism: Oncorhynchus keta (chum salmon)
Lineage: Eukaryota; Metazoa; Chordata; Actinopteri; Salmoniformes; Salmonidae
Product: neurexophilin-2-like
Exons: 2
Coding region: 413-1342 (309 amino acids)
Molecular function (GO): signaling receptor binding
Source: RefSeq, a predicted model, not a curated record